Molecule: messenger RNA, 1986 nt
Organism: Dromiciops gliroides (monito del monte)
Lineage: Eukaryota; Metazoa; Chordata; Mammalia; Microbiotheria; Microbiotheriidae
Gene: CPN2
Product: carboxypeptidase N subunit 2
Exons: 3
Coding region: 232-1890 (552 amino acids)
Molecular function (GO): protein binding
Source: RefSeq, a predicted model, not a curated record
GCCUCACUUCUUGCCUGGACUGCCUCCGCCCCACAUGGUAGGCCUCACCUCUCCUUUCUCCGUCUCCUCCUGUCCUGUCUGGUCCUGUUGAGUCCUGUCCGAUUACUGUGCACCGAGGGGUGUGUCCCAGGCCUCGUUGGGCUGUCCUGGUCGUCCUAAGUAGAGAGGGAGUUAUCAUCGAAGCCACACAGGAAAGGAAACUGAGGCCCAGAGAGAAGCCUCCCCAGGCUCAUGUGCAGGAGGAUGCUCCCUGGGUCCUUCCUGCUCUGCCUUCCACUGCUGCUCCAGGCCAGGCUGAGCCAGGCCUGCCCCAUGGGGUGUGACUGCUUUAAGCGGGAGGUGGUGUGCACGGCGGAGGAGAUAGUAGACAUACCGCAGGGCAUCCCUGAGAAUGCCACCGAGAUCAUCUUUGUGGAGACCUCGAUGCUGAGCCUUCGGCCCCGGGCCUUCAGCAACACCAGCAGUUUGUCCAAGGUGGUCUUCCUUAACACCAAGAUCCAGUCUGUGCAGCCAGAGGCCUUGGCGGGGCUGCCUGGGCUCUGGGACCUGGAGAUCACGGGCAGCCCCCUGGUGGGGCUGGGGGGCGAGGCCUUCAGGAACCUGACCGGCCUCCACAGACUCACGCUCAACUUCAACACUCUGAAGGUGCUUCCGGCCGACCUCUUCCAGGGCCUGGGCACCUUGGAGGCCCUUCACCUGCAAGGUAACCAGCUGCAGACGCUGCCCGCAGCCAUCUUCCAGCCCCUGGAGGCCCUGAGCCUCCUCAACCUUGCCCAGAACCACCUGCGGCAGAUCUCUGCGCAGCUGCUGGCCCCCCUGGCCGGCCUCCGGGUCCUAAAGCUCAGCGAAAACGCCCUGGCCACGCUCCCGCCUCGGGCCUUCUGGGGCCUGGCCAGCCUCCAGGAGCUGCUUCUGGAUAGUAACGGGCUCACGGAGCUCCCCGCGGACGCGUUCUCGGGGCUGUGCGCCCUGGAGAAGCUCUGGCUGCAGCACAACGCCAUCGGCCACCUCCCUCCGGCCGUCUUCUCUUCCCUGGGCAACCUGACCUUCCUGAACCUGCAGGGGAACAGGCUGCGGGCGCUCCCCAGCGGCCUCUUCGAGCAGAUGCCCAAGCUGGCCAGGCUCUUGCUGUCGGACAACCAGCUGGAGGAAGUCUCGCCGGGCGUGUUCAGAAACACCUCGGAGCUCAGCGUCAUCACCCUGGCCCGUAACAACCUUCGCAGUCUCCCCCCAGGGCUCUUCGACCACGUGCCCAGGCUCACCACGCUCUACCUGGGCAGCAACAACCUGACGGCCCUGGACGGGCAGCUCUUCCGCAACCUGACCCAGCUGGAGCUGCUCAGCCUUGCCCACAACCGGCUGACCACCCUCCCCGAAGGCAUUUUUGAGAACAACUUUGGGCUGUUUAACCUGGCCCUGCACGGCAACCCCUGGGUGUGUGACUGCCGCCUGGCCUACCUCCUGAACUGGCUCCGAGAGUAUAUCGACCGCUUCUUCAAUCUUCAGACCUACUGUGUGAGCCCCUAUUACUUAAAGGGACAGGUGCUGCCAGCGCUAGAGGUGGAGCAGCUGGUGUGCCCAGUGCCUCUGGAUCCCCACAGGGUCCGAUCUUUGGUGUUGGAGAAGGAGGAGGCAGGCAGCAGCUGGGACUUGGCUGAGGAGGAUCGGGCCCCCACCCGGUGCACCUACAGCAAUUUAGAUGGAACAGUGGUGCUGGCUUGUGACCAGGAGGUCUGUCGAUGGCUCCGUGUCCAGCUGUCUCCCAGGCAGACCUCCUGCACGCCCGGCCUAACUUUCAAUUCCACUCAGGAGUGGAUUUUGAAAUCGAGUUGUGGCUCAGUCCAAGUCACUCUCUCCAUUAAUGUCCUCGACGGGGGUGGGGGUGACUAGAGAGAGGCCAGAGAUGGUCCCACGCCAGGGGCCAAGUAAGAGGGUUUCCUAGGAAACCAGGAAAUAAAAGCAGGAAAUAAAGGGCACCAUUGAUGA